CACAAAUUUACACACCAACUCCCAGAAUUCACUUCUACGCACUUUAAUGUAGGCUAUGUCACUUCACUCUGUUAUUUGUCUCCUCCUCAUUCUGCCCUUGCAGCACAGAUUUAUGAAAUAAAAGAUCAGCGACGGUACGUCGUUUCUUCACAUGCCUCGAUGUGUUAUGAUUUCCAACUAAACGUUCUUGAACCACCAAGUGGUUGGAUUUACGAGUCAAGAGAAGUCAAGAGACGAAGUUUAUGAGGCGUCAGUGAACGCAGCACAGGGCUCCGUAUUUUUUCUUUCUCCCUGCAGUAGAGGGGAGGGAAAAGGGGGGUAUUUGACUCCUGUCUCCCCACCCCCAGUUCGUACGAGGUGGAUUUAGGAAGAAAGGAACCAAAACCUGGGACGCGGAGAUAACGAGAGACACCAACAUUGGGAGAUCCGCGCGCGGCGGUGUCGCGCACGGAUUAUUAUAGGGUAUUUUAUUUUUCUUUCACUGAGGAAAUUCUGGCUCAGAGCGUCUGAUCUGAGUGAAAAGGAAUACAAACGCACGGGGAAUGAUAGGAGUAUUUUAAACUCGCUCCCUCCGUUAACAAGUGACUGCUGCGCCGUUGAAGAAAGUGGGAUAUAACGGUUGUUUCUACCGUCAGGGAUGCGAAGUAACAGUUUCUGAGCGAAUACGACCGCUCACCCACAAAGAACGGGGAUUUUAAAAGCUGUCCCCCGUAAACCAACUAGGGGGGGUAGUCUCAGAAACACUUUCCCCACGUCGUUGAAAGUACCAAGCCGUCCUGCGUGAAGACCCCAACCUUCCCUGUGCAGUCAGGGCCUCGGCUCUCUAGCCAGGUCAAAGAUCCGUCCCACCCCACCCCUCCCUGUCCCCCUAUCCCCACUGGAGCCAAGAUGGCCACCAGCGGUGCCCCUCGCCUCUCCUUGCCACUCCUGCUGCCUGUCACCACUUUGCUGCUAUCACUGCUGCUCACCGGCUCCCACGCCUUAUCACCACCACGGUUCACUAAAGUUCCAGUCGACCAGAUUGGUGUCUCAGGGGGCGUGGUCUCUUUCGUGUGCCAGGCGACGGGCGACCCCAAGCCAAGGGUGAGCUGGAACAAGAAAGGCAAGAAGGUCAACUCCCAGCGUAUAGAGACCAUCGAGUUUGACGAGGGUGCCGGCGCCGUACUCAGAAUCCAGCCCCUCCGUGCGCCACGUGAUGAGAACAUCUAUGAAUGCGUCGCUGAGAACAGCGAGGGCGAGAUCACCGUCAAUGCCAAGUUGUCCAUCAUCCGAGAGGACCUACUGCCACCAGGCUUCCCUAACAUCGACAUGGGCCCUCAACUCAAAGUGGUGGAGCGCACUCGAACAGCCACCAUGCUCUGUGCUGCCAGUGGCAACCCUGACCCGGAAAUCACCUGGUACAAAGACUUCCUGCCCAUUGACCCCAGUGCAAGCAAUGGGCGGAUCAAACAGCUACGCUCAGGUGCCUUGCAGAUUGAGAACAGCGAGGAGACCGACCAGGGGAAGUACGAGUGCGUGGCGUCUAAUGUGGAAGGCGUGCGCUACUCGUCCCCUGCUAACCUUUAUGUGCGAGAGCUUCGAGAAGUCCGGCGGGUGCCUCCUCGCUUCUCCAUUCCACCAACGAGUCAGGAAAUUAUGCCCGGAGGCAGUGUGAACAUAACAUGUGUGGCAGUGGGCUCGCCCAUGCCUUAUGUCAAGUGGAUGCUGAACUCAGAGGAUUUGACACCAGAGGAUGAGAUGCCAGUGGGCAGGAAUGUUCUCGAACUGAGCAGCGUUCGUGAGUCAGCCAACUACACCUGCGUGGCCAUGAGCAGCCUUGGCAUCAUUGAAGCUGUGGCGCAGAUCACUGUUAAAUCUCUCCCCAAGCCUCCAGGUACCCCUGUGGUUACUGAAACUACUGCCACCAGUGUGACCAUCACCUGGGACUCGGGCAACCCAGACCCAGUGACAUACUAUAUCAUCCAGUAUAAAGCCAAGUCCCCAGACAGCAAAUAUGAGACGGUGGAUGACAUUACAACUACACGUUACAGCAUUGGUGGCCUCUACCCCAACACAGAGUAUGAAAUCCGCGUCUCAGCCGUCAACACAAUCGGCCAGGGUCCUCCCAGUGAGCCAGUAGAAACCCGGACUGGCGAACAGGCCCCUGCAAGUCCACCACGAAACAUCCAGGCCCAGAUCAUAUCUCAAAACACCAUGAUGGUGCGCUGGGAAGAGCCCGAGGAGCCCAAUGGGCAGAUCAAAGGUUACCGUGUUUAUUACACCAUGGACGACUCCCUGCCCAUGAGCCUCUGGCAGAUCCAUAAUGUCCAGGACAGCAUCAUUACCACUAUCCAGAGUCUGGUUCCUCAGGAGACAUAUACAAUCAAAGUCCUAGCAUUCACUUCCGUAGGAGAUGGACCCUUCUCAGAGCCCAUUCACGUCAAAGUAUUACAAGGAGUUCCAGGUCAGCCAUCUAAAUUCCAAGUUGGUGCUGUUUCUGACACCAGUAUUGAACUGACCUGGGAACCUGCCUAUGAGAAAGAAGGAAUUAUAAAUUAUGAACUUCGCUACAUGGAUCGCAGUUUGGGCACCCAGUUGAAGAAAACAUUUCCACCCACAUCUUCCUACGUUGUGCAAGGUCUCCGCCCAAACACAGAGUACCAGUUCUCCCUGGCAGCCGUCUCCAAUAAAGGCAUCGGAGCAUUCACAAACGACUUAUUACAGAAGACCUCACAAGCCAAGCCCUCAGCCCCCCCUCAAGACAUUAAGUGCAGCAGCACCAGCUCCACCUCCCUGCUGGUAAGUUGGCGUCCCCCGCCUUUGGAGAGCCAGAACGGUGUCCUGGCGGGGUAUAGGGUGCGCUACCAGGUGGUAGGCCUGUCAGAAGGUGGCAGUGACGACAGCGAGCCCAUGGAGGAGCCCACAGUUCCUGCUACUGAAGAGCAGGCGCUGCUGCAGCGAUUGGAGAAGUGGACACAGUACCAGAUCACUGUGUCUGCCUUCACUGCGAUUGGGCCAGGCCCUGAGAGCGAGCCCCUGAUCUGCCGCACCGACGAAGACGUCCCUGGGGCUCCUCCAAGGCGGGUGGAGGUGGAGGUCCUAAACUCCACCGCAGUGAAGGUGAUGUGGCGAUCCCUUACGCCAGGCAAGCAGCACGGUCAGAUCCGUGGCUACCAGGUUCAUUAUGUACGUGUGGAAAAUGGGGAGUCAAGGGGCCGGCCCCUCAUCAAGGACGUCAUGCUGGCCGAUGCCCAGUGGGAAACGGACGAUACAGCUGAAUAUGAAAUGGUCAUUGGAGGACUCAAGCCAGACACCACUUACUCCAUCACAGUGGCUGCAUACACCACCAAGGGGGAUGGAGCCCGGAGUAAACCCAAACUGGUGGUGACCAAAGGGGCAGUGCCUGGUCCGCCCUAUCUGUCAGUGGCUCAGGACUCAGAAUCAUCAGCUGUGGUUCGCUGGGACCCUCCAGAUCUCACCAAUGGCAUGGACCUGCAGGGAUACCGGCUCCAGUUUGGCCGGAAGGAUGUCUCCCCUCUGUCCACACUGGAAUUUGUGCCCCAAGAACGACAGUACUCUGCGAAUAACAUUCACAGAGGAGCCACCUAUCUCUUUAAAAUCUCAGCCAAGAGCAGGGGGGGCUUUGGGGAAGAGGCUGUGGUGGAACUCAGUGUGCCCGAGAAAACGCCAGGGGGAUACCCUCAAAUUGAUGAGAGCUCCAACGUGACAUGCUGCUCAGUGCAGCUGUCUUGGUCUCCACCCGUGCUGGCGGAGAGAAACGGGGUAAUUACAGAGUACACUUUGGCCUAUCAGGAAGCCGGCACCGGAGGAGCACCACGGGAGCUCCGCUUGCCCCCCAGCCUGUCCAGCUAUGUGCUCAACAGCCUCAAACCAAACUCGGCGUACGAUGUGAAAAUUCGUGCACACACCAGUGUAGGUCCAGGGCCCUACAGCCCGCCUAUCCAGUAUCGGACGGUGGCCUUUGAUCCAACAGAUGUUCCAAAGAAUUUUACUGUCAAGUGGGCCACCAAGACCACAGUGGUUCUUGCAUGGAAGUUUUCUGAAAACAGAUCUCCGUACAAAUGCACGAUUGAGUACAACCGUCAGAGGAUGGAAGUAGAUGCCACAAAGAUGAAGGUAUACAUCACUGGGCUAAAGCACAACACGACCUAUGAGUUCAGGGUGACCUGCCAAGAAAGCAUGGAUGGUGGACCAAGACACAGAGUGAUUGCCAAGACCGCACCACUCAUCCUGGUCAAGAAACCCAAGCUGGACAUCUACAGUGAACCUGACAACAUGCCCACCAUGUCCUUCCCACCAGUUGAUAACAAGGAUGUCAAGAACUUUUAUGUGGUUGUGGUACCACUUAAGAGGACACCAGGAACGGUCAAAAAUCUGAAGAACCCUGAUGAGAUGGACAUGGAAGAGCUGUUGCAGGAUGUGACCCCAAAGCGUCGUUCACGCCGUCAGCUGGCUCAACUGGACCAGAGAAAACCCUACAUCACAGCCUGCUUCAGGCAGCUGCCUUCUAGCUUCACAGUGGGAUCUGACCACCGCCUCAACCUCUGUGAGAACAAGCCUCUUGAACCAGCCCAUGAAUAUGUCUUCUUCCUGCUGGCUGAACUCAAUGCCACCAAUGGGAAAAUGUUUGCUGCCAGCCCUUAUACUGACACAGUGAUGACUCCCAACCUGAUGGUGGAUCCUCUGCCAGUUGAGACUGGCGAUGGACUCAUAUGGGUGGUGGGCCCGGUCCUGGCUGUGGUCUUUAUCAUCUGCAUCGUCAUUGCCAUUCUCUUGUAUAAAAACAAACCUGACAGCCGCAAAAGAAAAGAGUCAGAGCCACGGACAAAAUGUCUGCUGAACAAUGCAGACAUUACACCCCACCAUCCCACGGACCCUGUGGAGAUGAGACGCAUCAACUUUCAAACUCCAGAUUCUGGUCUAAGCAGUCCUCAGAGUGAAGCAGAUUUUGACUAUGAAAGUAUGAUGAAUCAUCCACCCAUCCCUAUCUCAGAGUUGGCUGAACACACAGAGCUUCUCAAGGCCAAUGACAAUCUCAAGCUCUCCCAGGAGUAUGAGUCUAUUGAUCCAGGCCAGCAGUUCACCUGGGAACACUCCAACCUGGAGGUGAACAAGCCCAAAAAUCGUUACGCCAACGUCAUCGCCUAUGACCACUCCCGCGUCAUCCUGGCUCCCAUCGAGGGUAUCACAGGCAGUGACUAUAUCAACGCCAACUACAUUGAUGGCUACAGGAAGCAGAACGCUUACAUCGCCACCCAGGGUCCGUUACCGGAGACGUUUGGGGACUUUUGGAGGAUGGUGUGGGAACAGAGAGCGGCCACAGUGGUCAUGAUGACCAGGCUGGAGGAGAAGUCACGGAUUAAGUGUGACCAGUACUGGCCCAGCCGUGGCACAGAAACCUACGGUAUGACCCAAGUGACCCUGUUGGACACCAUAGAACUGGCCACCUUCUGCGUCCGCACUUUCUCCUUACACAAGAAUGGCUCUAGUGAGAAGCGGGAGGUUCGUCAGUUCCAGUUCACUGCUUGGCCUGACCACGGCGUACCUGAGUACCCGACCCCCUUCCUGGCCUUCCUCCGUAGGGUGAAGACCUGCAACCCACCUGACGCUGGACCCAUCAUUGCCCACUGCAGUGCGGGUGUUGGCCGAACGGGUUGCUUCAUCGUCAUCGAUGCCAUGCUGGAGCGUAUCAAGCAUGAGAAGACGGUCGACAUUUACGGCCACGUGACGCUCAUGCGCUCACAGCGGAACUACAUGGUGCAAACAGAAGACCAGUACAGCUUCAUUCAUGAUGCACUGCUGGAGGCAGUGGCCUGCGGCAACACUGAAGUGGCUGCCCGGAGCCUCUAUUCCUACAUCCAGAAGCUGGCCCAGGUGGAGAGUGGCGAGCAUGUCACUGGCAUGGAGCUAGAGUUCAAGCGUUUGGCCAAUUCCAAAGCCCACACGUCGCGCUUCAUCAGUGCCAACCUUCCCUGUAACAAGUUCAAGAAUCGGCUGGUCAACAUCAUGCCCUACGAGACCACUCGUGUCUGCCUGCAGCCAAUCAGAGGCCUUGAAGGAUCUGACUACAUCAAUGCCAGCUUCAUUGAUGGAUACAGGCAACAGAAGGCCUACAUUGCAACGCAGGGCCCUCUGGCAGAGACUACAGAAGACUUCUGGAGAAUGCUCUGGGAGAACAACUCUACCAUUGUAGUCAUGUUGACCAAACUGAGAGAGAUGGGACGGGAGAAGUGUCACCAAUACUGGCCAGCGGAGCGCUCUGCCAGGUACCAGUACUUUGUGGUUGAUCCCAUGGCGGAGUACAACAUGCCUCAGUACAUCCUCCGAGAGUUCAAGGUCACAGACGCCAGGGAUGGCCAGUCCAGGACUGUAAGGCAGUUUCAGUUUACUGAUUGGCCAGAGCAAGGCGUGCCCAAAUCUGGGGAGGGAUUCAUUGAUUUUAUCGGCCAGGUGCAUAAAACCAAGGAGCAGUUUGGACAGGAUGGACCUAUCUCUGUCCACUGCAGUGCCGGUGUGGGCAGGACCGGAGUCUUCAUUACCCUCAGCAUCGUCCUGGAGCGAAUGCGCUACGAAGGCGUGGUUGAUAUCUUCCAGACAGUGAAGAUGCUCCGAACACAAAGGCCAGCCAUGGUCCAGACUGAGGAUGAGUACCAAUUCUGCUAUCAUGCAGCUCUGGAGUAUUUAGGAAGCUUUGAUCACUAUGCAACGUAAAAAGCCAUCUCUUCCCCCCAGAAUCCUGUCGCCCCCCCCCAACAGUCUCCUGAGCCAUAGAAACUUUGAAAUUUGAGAUGAUGACAGCAGACACUGACAAUACCAUCGCUAAUUUAAACACACCAAACGGGAUCCUAUUGUAGAUUUUAGAAGACGACGCCCAACCAAGCAGUUUAGAGUAAUUUAAAUUGACUAAAAGACCCUUCAUCAGGAAAAUUGCCCAUCAUCCAGAAAAGAAAAUCCUCAUCAGGGGAGGAACCAGACGCUGUGGCUCAAGCUGUGGGGUGGGAAUCGAUCAAAGUGUCAGACUGCUUACCUUACCUCAAGUGUUUCAAUGUGGAGGACAUUGUAAACAUCUGUGGACAUUUCUCUUCUCAAAAAUAUCUUGGUGAUACAACGGUAACAAGCAACAGAUAGAGAUGGAGAAGAUGUAGAAGGCAACAGCAAAAAUCAAUGAGAGGCAGAUGGAUGUAGCCAAGCUGAGGUGACGUUCUUGUUUUUUGAUAUGCCUGAGUGUAAGAGGGAGUUCAAGUAUUUCUAUCAACACUUUUUUUGUGAGUACUAUCCAGAGAAAAGACCAAAUUGUGAUUGCCUGUGUGAACACCAAUGGUUUUCCCCAAACUCUACCAGGACAAAAAAUUCAAAACAGUUGAAACUAGCACGAGAACAGUACCAUUUGGCAUCAAAUACAGUUUGUUUUGGGGGUUUUUUAAUCACCGUCCCACUAAUAAUAUGCAUUGAAGUAUACAUCACAUGUUCUCAAGCACUAAAAGCUUAAAGAAGGGACAUUGGUCAGUCGGUAGUUGCUGGGAAGAAAGUGGCAGCGCGUAUUUUAAGAUCAGUUACUUACAUUAAUUGUGAACUCAUGUAAAAUCAGUAAUCCCAAGCCAGGUAACCACAGCGAUAUUGAAAAGUACCACAUUGUAUUUGAAAAGUGCCCCAGGAGGCUCGUGUCUCGGUCAACAGAGAAAUCAUUGGAAAUCCCCGGCUGUUGCAAGAAGUUGCGGCUGGAUCGUCUUGUGAAUGGACAAGCCGGGAGUAAUAGCAACCAUGUUCCUUGAUUUUUUUCUACAGUCACUCCUCUCUUUGGAACCAUUGCAUCAUGGGGCUUUGGUGUUAACAUCCACCAUUAUGAACAAGACAUAAAUCUGGUGGGCAAGGAACUUUGGAACAAACAGAACAACCAAACAAGGAAUGCCGCAAAGUUGGGGCUUUCUUUGUAUACAGUGACCAACACUCAUCAUCGUUGUUUCGAACUUUUCGUCUUAUGAGGACUUUUCUUUUCCAAUUUUAUUUUCUGUCGAAACCAAACAUGCUGCUUAUCUCGUGUAUGCUGUACAUGUGACUCUUGAGGGAGAGUAAACUGACGAACAAAAGAUGCCAGCUCUGCUAACCGCUCACGCCCAGUUGGGCAUGACUGAAAGCGCAUCCACACGACAACAUCGUCCACAGGUCCACCUCUCCAUUUUUUUCCACCCUCCUCUAUAAUCAUGUAUUUCAUCAUAUAAGACACUCAAGAGUGGCAGAGGCCUGUUGCAGUUACAAAGCUUUAUGUUCACGUGGUUGAAAUUUUGGCCUUUAGUUCUACUGUAUGUUUGUAACAGGUGGAUAAACAAAGUAGUUGCUUUGGUUUUUGUCCUCGGUUUUAUAGAUGAUGUCUCUGUGGAUGCCACAGCCAGACCAGGCAGCCAUGUUGGAGCUCAAUGCCAUGACAUGAUAAUGAAGUUCUUCGGUACAAGUUACUUGCACAUCCCUAAGGAAAAAAAGAAAAGAAACUUGAAACAGAUACUCCAACUAACCAAGGUUGGAUUUGACGCACUAAUGUUCAUGUGUCAGAUUUAAAAAAAAAAAAAUUUAAAAAAUGAAAAUCAAGCUUUUGACAUCACCAGGUUUUCAUUUUGAGAUCAGUCUUUUGGUACAGAUGAGGUGUACGGAUUCUGUGAAGAUGGGUGUGCACAAAAACCAGAGUUAUGGACAGAACUGUGUGUAAUCUUUUCUUAUUUCCAAAAAAGCCUUAUUGUUAUUGUAACAUUAUGAAAUCAUUAAUGUUGUAUUAUGACAGCUUAUUUUAAAUUACAUAGUUGACUUUUUAUUUUCUUUUUGGUUUAGUUUUUUAACAGAGAUGUAUCACAUUUUUUUAAAAUUAGCAGGAAAAGAUAAAUGCUUAUUUGUUCAUAUUACGUUUAAAGACAUUCUAUUUUUUCACUGUAGAAAUGUUAAGUAUAACAUGUCUGUGCGCACGUGUGCAUAUAUGUGUGUAUAGAUUUAUAUAUAUAUAGAUGUAUAAAUCUAUAUAUAUAUACUGCACACUCACACAUGCAUAUAUAUUUAAAUGCAGAAUAUAAAGAUAUAUCCAAACACUUAAACACUUAGCAUUAAUUCAGUUUUUCUCCUCAUCAUCUUUUUUUAAUACAAGCCAGUGCUCAUGUUUGAAAAUAUGAGUUUUUAUUAGUUUCUUUUUGUUUGUGUGUUUGUUUUUUGUAAUCUUAGAGACCUUGUGUGAUUCUUGAGAAAAAGCAGAGGUAAUGUCAGCACUAUGCCUGAAUCCUUUGUCUCCACUCACCCAUUUAACAUCUACCACCAGGUAGAUCCUGGGCCGAUGAGGAGAUGCCAUUUUUAAACCUUGUCGAGAUUCUUUAUUAUCAUUAACUUGUAGGCAUUGUAGUAUUCUUUCUUUUUUUUCUGAAUGAUGAACUGGUUGACAAAAUAUCUAAUAUCAAAUUUCAUAAUCACGUUUUUUGUUAACUUUGUUAGCCCUACUUGACAUAAUGUACCUUGUAUGAUCAUGUACAGACUAAGACCCCUGCAGUUUUUAAAGAAAUAAGUAUUUCUCUUUUUUCUUUUUUUUACAUCUUUUAUUUUCAGACAUAAUGUGGUCAUUCAUUUUGUUAGAUAUCCACUAUGAUCUAGAAUAUACCUGUAAAUAAACAAAUAUAUAGAUUAUAUGUAUUUGUAUCAUUUGACCCUCAAGAUCUCAUACUUCAAGUGCGAACAGAAUCAUAAAGAUGGAGGUUCUGCUCAUUUCUGACUUUCUGGUAUUUGUAAAGGCUGUUUUCUCUCCCUCUGAAAAGUUCUUUCUCCAGCCCUUCUCCCUUCUUGUAUUUGAUUACCGUUUGCUUUUUUUUCUGUUUUUAAUUUCCCCUGCUAGCAGUUAAACUGAGAAACAAUUCACAUCCUGCUCUCACACCUAUAGCCUCAAUGAGAGCAUGAAAUCAACAUCAGUGAUCUGGUGGUAUAAUUUAGCUGAGGAUGAGAAGUCAGUCCACUCCACCGACUAAGCAUCUGAUUCAGUAAUCGAUCUUCAAUUCAAAAUCUUGUUAUACUCUCAUUCAAAACUCUUUACUGCCCCUGCACUAACAGAAGUCUGCUAUAGAUAAGAUGGACUUUUCUCUUUCACACCGUGGAACUAAAUAACCUGAGGGGCUCAUUAAUUGGACAUCCAAAAUCUCCAAUUGGAACAACAAAGAAAUUACAAAGGUGUAGAUUCUUAAUUUCUCUGCUACUGUGGGAAACAAUAGCACCCAAAGGUGAUCUCCAUUCCUUAAAAGUUUCGUACAAAUCAUCAGAGGCUCUCCAGCUGUCCAACUGCCUAAAAUGCCGAGGUAUUGUCCAUAAAUUCAGUUUGCUGACGGACAAAUGCAGGUACGCUAAAGGCCAUAAAUAGUUAAGUUGCAACAUAAUGUGUUGGUUUAUUUUCGCCCUGUUGCAUUUUAAACGUUACAUAGAACCAUACUCUGUGUUUUUGGUUAGCCAUGUUUUGUUGUGGGAUGCAGAAAGAUAUCAGUGCAGUGCAACCAAGGGAAGGCCAAGACAACCAAAAACUUGCUGCAAAUUCACCUUUCCAGCACAUCAUUUCUGAACAGUGGGAACCUUGAGAUGUUUCACAAGGAACUAAAAUCCCUAAACUGCAGUCUUUUGGAACUUAAAAAGACUGGUAAAGUCGGCCCAUGCCAAAACUGUCUUUGGAAGUCUUUGGAAACUUGUGUAAUGUGUUACUCUUUUGACUUCAUGUAAAGAUGCUAGACUUUUGAAAACAGCCACCAAAUUUACUGGAAUAUGUUGCAGAAUAUUUUGGGAGAGGGGGAGACUAACAAAAAACAACACUAACAAAAUAUGACUUCAAAAAGAACAGAACAUAUACAGUACAUAUGAUGAGAUGAAAAAGAUCCCAAACUCAGCAAAAUAAUUUUUUCUUUGUAUGAGGGCCAAGAGCUAUCACUUUCAAACUGUUACUUCUGACUGAAACAAUAAUUGGUUUAAAGCCACUGUGUAUGUAGAUAUGUUGACUUUGUAUUAAAGAAAUGUUGUCUGAAAA
Molecule: messenger RNA, 11026 nt
Organism: Scatophagus argus
Lineage: Eukaryota; Metazoa; Chordata; Actinopteri; Scatophagidae
Gene: ptprsa
Product: protein tyrosine phosphatase receptor type Sa
Exons: 36
Coding region: 889-6711 (1940 amino acids)
Biological process (GO): protein dephosphorylation
Molecular function (GO): protein tyrosine phosphatase activity; protein binding
Source: RefSeq, a predicted model, not a curated record